UAAACAUUUCGCGCCACUGACUUUUAACCGAACACAGGAGCACCUGGCGGAUAAUUAAACUUAGAAAUCGCUAUAAGCCCUCUUAUUAUUAUGGUUUCAGCAUUAAAUCAUAGUAAUUUUCCGGCGGUGUUUUGAGGUGGACCGGUUAGUGAUGCUGAGCAGCUGUUUGUGUUUAUGGAGCCGUUAGUGUCUGCUGGGAUAUUCUCUACUAAGCAGAUACAGAGCUGAUAUUUACCUUCACUAUGAACAGAAACAAAUUAAAGAAGACCAAGGUUGCUGCAGGGCAGCAGAACAUCUCUUCAUUCUUUUGCUCCAAAACCCAAACGCCUUUCUCAUUACAGGAUGAGGUCUCCCUUAGAGGUAGUCCACGCUGCAAGGCUGAGCCUCGGAUAAAAGAUGUGGAAGACGAUGUUAAUUUCAGACUAAACACCCCUCCAAAGAGGAGUAUUCUCGGGGACCUGGAAAACCUCCUUCCCCCCUCCCCUGGCCUUCUCUCUGUGCCAGAGACCCCCAGUAGUCAGAUCAGACUUUCCCUUCCUUCUCCCUCCAGAGCGGGCGGUCCAUCAAGCUCCGAGCCAAAGCAAUGCCAGCGUUCUCUGAUCUGUCCAAGUCCCAGCUCCAAAAGUAUAAGAGUGGGGAAAAAGAUGACAGAGAAAGGAGAAAUGAUUAAGAGUGGAAGCACAUUAUCUGGCUCUUUGAAGAGACUCUUCAGCCCCAGUGAAGAAACCCACCAUGCCAAGAAGGCAAGAACGUCACCAACAAAGACUUUGUUAGAUUGUCCAGGCAUCAGCCUGAAAGAAGAAAGGCUAUUGGCUGGUCCUCUGAAGACACUUCCUCUGUCUGCUGACCAAACAGGAGACACAAAACAUAAGGAGCAACGACAACGUGAGGCCGAUUCGUGUUUUACUCUGAUAGCAGAGCCACAAACCGACAGAAAUGUGCAGAGUUUCCUAAAUAAGCAGACUUGCACCUCUGCUAGUCUUCCACAUAAAAGAAGCCCACAGGCAGACAGACUCGCCGUAGAAUUGGAGGUGGACAGAGAAGAGAGGAAGGCUACGCUGGUAACGCUUGGAGAUGGGAACAAAAAGAGCUCCACAGAUCAGGAGAAAGGCAGAGAUGAAUCGGGACCAGAACCCGUCUGUCCCACUGAGGAGGCCUUUGAAGAGAGCUGGUUUGAUGACCUAAUGGAUGAUGAUGGAGCCAAAAAGGAUAAAGCCAAGAAGCCACUCAAGGUACCGGACCAUGUGAUCCUUUCUGGGGGACUAAAUAACCGCUAUAUGGUUUUGGAUGUUCAGGAGAGACCUGGCAACAAAACGCUGAUCAUCUCAUGCUGCAAAUCUCUUCGUCCAACUGAGACCUGCCUGCUUAAAGAUGGAUGGGAGUUGACCCCUGUUUGUCGUGGUGAUGUGAUUCAUCUGGAGGGCUGCCCCAAUGGAGGGGACUGGUUGGUGGACAGAGAGCAGGGUUUCCUGGUUCUACAGCCCGACAGCCUCAUCUCAGGUACCACCAUCUCCAACUCUAUCCGCUGCAUGAGGCGAGCGGUGCUUGGAGAAGUGUUCAAAAGUUUCGACGGCGGCUCUAAGCAGAUGCUUAAUGGGACCAUGGUGCAUGAAGUUUUCCAGAGAGCAGCUACAACCAAAGACUUCUCUCUGCACAACCUUUCCCGGCUGGCUGAUGAGGCGCUGUGCAGUCCUCGUUACCUUGGAGACAUGUAUACACUAGGAGUAAGUCAGGAGGAGAUGAAGCAGGAACUUCAUGAAUAUUUGCCAUCAUUGGAGCACUGGGCCAAUGAAUACCUCUGUUCUUCUACGCCAAAACCAAUCAGCCCUAAAAUUCCCAACAGCAGCAGAGGUUCAAAAAGGUCCCAGGCCCCAGCUGCUGCUUUCACUCUGUCCGAACUGGCAGACAUAGAGGAGAAUAUCUGGUCCCCAAGAUUUGGCCUCAAGGGGAAAAUAGACGUGACGGCGAGGGUUCGAAUCCAAAGGCCGCGAAACGAAAGCCACAGAAAUCCUGAGGAAAAGACAGUCCCUUUGGAGCUGAAGACUGGGAGGGAGUCGAACUCGAUAGAACAUCGCAGUCAGGUGAUUCUGUAUACUCUGAUGAGCAUGGAGAGAUACAGUCCUGAUAUCGGGCUUCUGCUUUACCUGAAGACGGGUAACAUGCAUCCUGUAGCUGCCAGCCACAUGGACCACCGAGAGCUGCUGAAGCUGAGGAACAGCCUGGUCCAUCACAUUAGUCACAGCGUGGAGCGAGGAUCUGAUCGGAGUCGCCUGUCCAGUCUUCCUGAGAUCCUGACUGACAGAAAGAGCUGCCAGUAUUGCCCUCAAAAGCUAAACUGUGCUUUAUAUGAGAGAGUGGUGGACCCCACCUCUACAGAUGUCCAUGAGGAUUCUGUGCGGGCCUUUCUGGAGCAAGAGACCACCCACCUGACUCUGCCACAUCUGGACUACUUCGCUCACUGGCUGCUGCUCUGCAGCCUGGAGGCGUCCACCAUGGAGGCCAAAAAUGGCCGAAAGCGCGUUUGGCUGCAGUCGGUUCAGGAAAGUGAGAAGAACGGCAGCUGUGUGGGGAAUGUGCAGCUCAGUGGCUCAGUGACCGCUCAGUCUGAAGGGGUCUUCCUCCACCGCUUCCUACGCAGCAGUGCUGCCCCGCAGCAGGGUGUAACCCACUGCGGUCUGACCAGUGGAGAUCGCAUUGUUGUCAGCGACCAGGAAGGUCGUCUCAUUGGCUUAGCAACGGGAUACCUCAGAGAGCUCAGCAGGGCGUCGGUUAGCUGCACUCUGGACAGAGACCUUUCAAAGUUCAGAGGUGUGAUUUUCCGACUGGAUAGUGACGAAGGAGUGGUGGGUCUCAGUACUCACCUCAGCAAUCUGUCCAGGCUGAUGGAAAACUCCCAGGACAGCAGCCUGCGUCUUAGGGAGCUGAUUGUUGACCUUCGACCUCCGGAGUUUAUCACCAACCUCAGCUCUGUUCUGCCCAGAGAGGCCAAGGACACAGUGGCAAACAUCCUCAAAGGGCUCAACAAACCACAGAAACAGGCCAUGAAAAAGGUUUUGCUGUCCAAAGACUAUACGCUUAUUGUCGGUAUGCCCGGCACCGGCAAAACUACGACCAUCUGCACUCUGGUCCGUAUCCUACAUGCCUGUGGAUUUAGUGUACUGCUCACCAGCUACACACACUCUGCUGUAGACAAUAUCCUCCUGAAGCUCAAACGUUUCCGGGUCGGGUUUUUGCGUCUGGGCCAGGGACAAAAGGUUCAUCCGGAGAUUCUGCCUUACACAGAGGAGAGUGCAAGGAAGAGGGACGUCCACACGCUUGCAGAGCUGGAGCAGCUGUACAGUAAAGAACUCGUAGUAGCAACGACAUGUAUGGGCAUCAAGCAUCCAAUCUUCACCCGGCGGCGCUUUGACUUCUGCAUCGUAGAUGAGGCGUCACAGAUCAGCCAGCCAAUCUGUCUGGGGCCGCUUUUCUAUGCCAAGAGGUUUGUUCUGGUUGGAGACCAUCAGCAGCUGCCUCCUAUCGUACAGAACCAGGAAGCAAGGUCUCUUGGGAUGGAUGAGAGUCUGUUUAAACGUCUAGAGCUCCAUAGUGAGGCCGUGGUGCAGCUCAACGUUCAGUAUCGGAUGAACAGACAGAUCAUGUCUCUGAGUAAUUCUCUGAUGUAUGAUGGGCGACUGGAGUGUGGAUCGGAGAGGACGGCUUCAGCUCUGCUCACGCUUCCCCUUCUGCCUUCCGUCCAAUCGGAGCUCACUUCUUAUUCCGAGACUUGUCCCCAGUUGGACUUGUCCUGGUUACAGACCACACUGCUGCCCAGCAAUCCUGUCUGCUUCUUGGACUGCUCAGUGGUUCCUGCCUUGGAGUCAGUGGAACAAGGAGGAGUGAGCAAUCACACUGAAGCUGCUCUCAUACAUAUGCUUCUGUCUCUUCUAAUCAGGGCUGGGUGUAAACCUGCAGAUAUCGGCGUGAUCGCCCCCUACAGGCAGCAGCUAAAGAGCAUCUCAGCUUUGCUGCAGUCCUCUGCUUUCAGUGGGGUGGAGGUCAAUACGGUGGACAGAUACCAGGGACGAGACAAAAGUCUGAUUGUUUUGUCGUUUGUCAGAAGCACAGCUGAGGAAGGAAGUCUGGGGGAGCUCUUAAAAGACUGGAGGCGCCUGAAUGUUGCUGUUACCCGAGCCAAACACAAGCUGCUGAUGGUGGGCUCUGCUACGACGCUGCGACGCUACUCACCGGUGGAAAAACUGCUCCAACAUCUUCAUCAGGAAAACAUGAUCAUCCAGCUCCCACCAGCUGCUCACAAGGCUUUACCCAGCAUGAACCUCUGAGGGAGGACCACACAUUGGUUUCAGCUCACUGGCUUCUAGGGAAAUGGCUGAAGGCCUUUCCUCCCUGAUGGUUGGAUGUUCAUCAGAAGGCCACAGAGCCUCUUUAUUAAAUAAUAAACACAAAUUGUUAAUGAUUUGCAAACUUGGUUUUACUUUAAACUAAAAUAUAUAAUAAAAUAUUAGUUGGGUUGCAUUAGAACUAACAUUUAAUGGUGAUUUUGUUUUCCUGAUCUGAAAAUAUCUCAAAUCUUUAAUUCAGUCCAAUUAGCUGAUUUUAGUCAAUUUUGUAUCAUUUUGAAGCCUUAAACUUCUAAUGUGAAACAAAAAUUCUAAGAUAUUGAAGAACUAUAACAGUUGUGCAGCUUUUACUGAUGGUAUAUGUGAAUAAUUACACUGUGAUACUUUAAACAAUUUGCUUUGGGGUUUCUUGCUAAUGGACUAAUGAUAGUUUAGGUGCAAUUACUGGUACUAAAUCCAUCAUUUUAUGCUUCCACAGCAAAUAUAAGCUCAUUAUUUAUAAGCCUCAAUUUAAUUUAAGUCCUGUUAACUGAAAAAUCAGUUUUGUUACUUUGUUGUGUUGUGUAUGCAGGCCUUUAAUGUUAAAACCUGAUGCUGUAACUGGAUUUUUAACUGUCAGUAAUGGGACCCCAGGCUUUAUAGUAUGAAACCUGGUUCCUUACUAGUGAGAGCUAACACCAAACUGUUCUCUGAUUUCUCAGCUUAGCAACAGAUUUUUCAUUUGUAUACAAUUUUGUCCAACUGCACAGAAACGCUUAUCCAGAGGUACCAGUAGUGUAUUUUAAAUUUAAAAAUUUUGUUUACCAUAGGUGAAUUGAACUGUUGGUUCUAGCUGUCCAACCAUGCAUUUGUUGUUUCAGAUUUAUGAAUUUAGAUUGCUAAGGAGGAUUCCUGACUUUUUACCUCUUUUAUUUUUAGGGUGACCUCACAUGACUGGUCUUUUUUUACUUUUUGUUAAACUUUUGUCUUCUUAAUGUUAUCUUUUUGUCUAAUGUGAAUAAAUAAUGU
Cyprinodon variegatus (sheepshead minnow) is the source of this 5348-nucleotide messenger RNA. It is a transcript of the gene dna2, whose product is annotated as DNA replication helicase/nuclease 2. Gene Ontology annotation, biological process: replication fork reversal. Lineage: Eukaryota; Metazoa; Chordata; Actinopteri; Cyprinodontiformes; Cyprinodontidae. Gene Ontology annotation, molecular function: single-stranded DNA helicase activity; 5'-flap endonuclease activity. The coding region runs from base 243 to 4322 and encodes 1359 amino acids. The record is from RefSeq and is a predicted model, not a curated record. The transcript has 25 exons. Gene Ontology annotation, cellular component: cytoplasm.